GCGUCUCGCGAGUCCAAAAGGGAUCAUCCGCGCUCUGUGAAUACUCUUCACAGAGAACCUCUGCGAGAGGACGGCCUGCGGGGAGCCAGCGUUUCGUUGAGUGAUUCCACGGGCGUCGACCGUCGGAAUGUCCGCAACAGACUGGGAUGCAGAACCUGUCGAACGGGAAAAUGUCGCCGCCUUAGAGAUAGAGGGCGUUAUCGAGAGCAAUUACGAUGAGGUUGUCGACUCAUUCGAUGACAUGUCGCUCCGUGAGGAACUCUUGCGAGGCAUAUACGCCUACGGUUUCGAGAGGCCGUCCGCAAUCCAGCAGAGAGCUAUCCUUCCUUGUGUGAAAGGUCAUGAUGUUAUUGCACAAGCGCAAUCGGGAACUGGGAAAACGGCGACGUUCUCCAUUUCGAUACUACAACAGAUUGACGUAUCUGAUCCUGCCUGUCAAGCUCUGAUCCUUGCACCGACUCGGGAACUCGCGCAGCAGAUCCAAAAGGUCGUCAUAGCUCUCGGUGAUUACAUGAACGCGAACUGCCAUGCGUGCAUCGGUGGCACUAAUGUGAGGGAAGAUAUGCGGAAGCUCGAAACGGGCGUCCACGUGGUUGUUGGAACCCCGGGUCGAGUGUUCGACAUGGUACAAAGAAACUCUCUCAGACCAGACAAAAUCAAGAUCUUUGUGCUCGAUGAGGCCGAUGAAAUGCUGUCUCGAGGUUUCAAAGAUCAGAUUCAUGAUGUGUUUCGUCUGUUGCCGCACAACAUCCAGGUGAUUUUGUUGUCCGCUACAAUGCCGCAAGAUGUACUAGAAGUGACCAAAUGUUUCAUGCGCGACCCGAUCCGUAUCCUCGUCAAGAAAGAAGAACUCACUCUGGAGGGAAUAAAACAGUUUUACGUGAACGUGACCAAAGAAGAAUGGAAGUUUGACACUCUAACCGACCUCUAUGAGACUCUGACAAUCACUCAGGCCGUGAUUUUCUGCAAUACAAGGAGGAAGGUCGACUGGUUGACACAGCGAAUGACCGAGAGAGAUUUCACCGUGAGCGCCCUGCACGGAGACAUGACUCAGCAAGAGAGAGACGUCAUCAUGAGAGCCUUCAGAUCGGGCUCAUCCCGAGUGCUCAUCACAACCGAUCUGCUCGCGCGUGGAAUCGACGUUCAACAAGUUUCACUAGUCAUCAACUUCGAUGUGCCCACUAACAGGGAGAAUUAUAUUCACAGGAUCGGUCGCGGUGGUCGCUUCGGACGAAAAGGCGUCGCAAUAAACUUCAUCUCCGAUGAAGACAAACGUACGCUCAAGGAUAUUGAGCAGUUCUAUAACACUGAUAUCGAGGAGAUGCCAAUGAACGUUGCCGAUCUGAUCUAG
Messenger RNA from Galendromus occidentalis (western predatory mite), 1351 nucleotides. RefSeq names its product eukaryotic initiation factor 4A-I. The transcript is spliced from 10 exons. NCBI's taxonomy places the organism in Eukaryota, Metazoa, Arthropoda, Arachnida, Mesostigmata, Phytoseiidae. The record is from RefSeq and is a predicted model, not a curated record. The coding region runs from base 128 to 1351 and encodes 407 amino acids. Gene Ontology annotation, molecular function: RNA helicase activity; nucleic acid binding; ATP binding.